This is a messenger RNA of Solenopsis invicta (red fire ant), 3250 nucleotides long. RefSeq names its product serine/arginine repetitive matrix protein 1. The transcript has 9 exons. NCBI's taxonomy places the organism in Eukaryota, Metazoa, Arthropoda, Insecta, Hymenoptera, Formicidae. Bases 1012 to 2493 code for a protein of 493 amino acids. Gene Ontology annotation, biological process: cell surface receptor protein tyrosine kinase signaling pathway; intracellular signal transduction. The record is from RefSeq and is a predicted model, not a curated record.
CGCGACUUGUCCAGGGAGAAGAAGAGCAUCGCCACGGAAGAGGCGUGGGUGGCCUCGUCAGGAUUUCCAGUCGAUUUUCCGACGAUCGAGUUGAGGUUACCGACCUUCACCAGUUUUUCCUUCUCACGCACCUAGGCUUCUCCGCACUUGUGUACCUUGACUUUUUUUUUUACCUGUCCCGAAAAACGUAUUUCUUGCCUAAGCUACCGGAGAAUCUGGCGAACCAAUUAAAUUCUUUAACAACAGAGAUCUAUCAGAUUAAUAAAUAUUUGAGGUUAUUACAGUUGGCAAGAGGCAGAGACGGAUUUUGAAAUUUUAUUGCAAAAAUAGAUUUGUUUAACAGAUUUUAUCAUGAGAUAGAUACGAUUGGCAAUUUUGUCAUUUAUGUCGACGUAACAUUGUUUAUCUUGUACAAACUCUAACCGUAUCUAAAAGACGUUUCGAAGGGAUAUAUCUUCUGGAUCCAUGUGUUUGAAUAUAUUUUUUGAAAGAUAGCACUCUUUCGUCGAUUUCAUGAAUUCCACGUUAUUUCAGAGUACCGCGGUGAAACAGCCUUGUUUCUUUCGGAAAGAUGUACAGAACUUUCCGAUCCACGUGUGUAAUGAGAGCGUUUCGCCUGAAGCAUCGAUUAUCAAGCGCUAGGGACACCUCUUCUCCAGAGAACUCGGCCGGCGAAAGGGACGCACUUUACAUUUUUUCGCGCGCGAUCGGGAUUGCGCGUGAACUUUCACGCAUUCCUCGGCAACGCAUUCCUCGAACGUCGGUUUAAGGAAACGCUCCUUGUUUCCUCUCCGCAACUCCGUUUCCCUCCAACUUGACAAUGGAUUGGAAGAAUGUUGUAAGGCUGUGGUGAAACGGCAGAUCGACGGCGAUGAGUUGCUGCACUUGACGGAUGGGAAGCUGGCUCUCUGGAAGAGUGACCUCACGCGUCCACUGAUAGGAAAAUUAUGGACAUUUGUGCAAGAACUGAACAAAUAUCCAGAAAAAUAUCUGCCGAAUAGGAUUGUAGAAAUGCAACAAAACGAUGAUCACUUGAGCGACAGUGGUUCCUGGGGAACCGACUUCGAAGAUGAAACGGCCGAGGAAAAUAAUUCUAUUGACACACAAGAAAUCAUGAAACCAAGUCUGAUCAAGAGCAAGCAGGCAUCUCUACUGAAUAAUAGGAUACCAAUUAGCAGAAUAUCAACACGACCGUCAAAAACAAUAAUAAAACCGGAGGAGGAAGAGACUUAUGCAAAUUGCACGUCUCCUGAGGAAGAAAAUAUGUAUGCGAAUUUUCAGGAGACAAAGCUACCGCCGAUGAAAAACAUCUCGAGACUGCACAGUGACUUGGGGAAGAGUCUAGCCGGGAAACUGAAGUUGGAGCUGGAGGAGUUGAAGCGGAGGAAUGAUCCGUUGAAGAAACCUGAGAUCAGGCCAAAACCAGAAGCUCUGCCAUUGAAAAGAAUCCCGAUGACAGCUUCCGACAAGAAAUCUCCGCAGAAAUCUUUUCUGCACAAUUCCCCAAAGACGUUUGAACACAUGCCUAAUGAACAAGGCAAAACGCAAAAAAGAAUGAGCGUACCGCCGCCACCAGAACCUAAGAAAAAUGACUACACAUUUGUGAUCAAAAAAGGAGCCGAUAAGGAGUUAGUGAAAUCACCGCCGGUUAUCUUAAGAAAUUUCGACCUCGUGGCGAAUUUGCCGGCUAAAACAGAGGAGAGCGAGGACGAGUACGAGCCGUUCGACGAGAGUAUCAUCGAACAGGCGCAACAAAAGGCCGAGAUCUCGCGGGUCGAUAGCAAGCAAUCGUUGCACAGCGGUCGCCAGGGAUCAGUUGAAAGCGUUUACAAGCCACCUAGUUCUACGAGUUACGAGGAAGAGGAGGAUUAUGAGAUUUACGAAUCUAUCACAGAAGCUCCGGAGGAUAAUUACUUGAGUCCUAUUCAAAGGACAAAUGAUGCGCAAGAACCACCUCCCUUACCAGCCAAACCAUCGCCGCCCCCACCACCUUCGACUCUUCCCAGUAGAACCAGGUCGGAGAAACACAAAGAGCGAUCACCGGAUAAGAAAUCAGCCACGUUACCUCAUGCUGGCAGUAAUAGUUCGCUGUCAACCGAGAGAGCCACGCGGCCGUUACCACCGCCACCCGAGAGGCAAUCUUACGUGGACAAGCCUUGGUUUCAUAAUGUAACAAGGGAACAAGCAAUUAUUCUUAUUAAAGAACAAGGUACUUACAGCAAUCCGCAAAAUGGAUAUUUUCUCUUAAGACCGUCAACAACAAAUCCCGGCAAUCCGUUGGCCUUAGUUCUUUGGUUUAAAGACAGGGUCUACAAUGUACCAGUCAGAAAGAGAAAUGACAAUAGAUAUGCGUUGGGCUCCGCGAAAAUGAAUGAGCGAUCAUUCUCGACAGUCGAAGAGAUCGUGCAGUUGUAUAUGAAGGAGGAACUGAUACUCUACAGCGGCGGCGUGCCGACCGGAAGUACGAGAUUGACUGAUACUCCACCAAAGUGAUUUUAGUUUGCUACGUCCGAUUCUACUUUAAACGGGAAGAGGAAAGAUCUUCAUCGAUAAUUUUGCUAUACAUAAGAGUUAUACGCGACUUGAUAAACACUGCCGAGGAAAUACUUUUGCUAGACAUUGCGCGAGUAUGAAGAAUACAAUUAGCAGGCUGACGAGCAAGAAUUGGAGCGGUGUUUUUGUAUAUUUACUAUGUAUAUAUAUAUAUAUAUAUAUAUAUAUAUAUAUAUAUAUAUAUAUAUGUAUGUAUGUAUGUAUGUAUGUAUGUAUGUAAAUUAAUUCCUAUUCUCGUAAUCGCACAAGACAUUGCUGUUUUAGUAUUAUUCCAACGUCAAAUUCUGAUUCAAUUUCUUGUCUAAGAUUCAUUUCGAUGACAAUUAUGUGUGCCUUCGAUAAAGUGACGUAAAUGAGCUCGAUUAUUGAGCAACAGAUCUCUAUUGCGAUAGAUACACAUAUAUAUUUUUAAUAUAUAUCUCAAUCUUUUACUAACUGGAUAUAUUUAUAGCCGAUAUGUGUCUAAAAGAAUAGCUUUGUAAGACGAAUUUUGCGAAUGCUUUGUUAAGUGGGAAAAUAAUAUUGUAUCGUUAUUUUUUUAUCAGUAUUGUUAUAUUUUUGUCCACGUAUCGACCACUCGUUUGAUCUGCGGCGAUUCGUGAUUGGUCACUCACGUGAACAUGGGCUAUCUCUCGACUUUCGAGGGGCCGAUACAAUGAUGUGUAAGAGGACUUUAUUAAAUCUUUUUUAAGAAACU